Messenger RNA from Lachancea thermotolerans CBS 6340, 1806 nucleotides. RefSeq names its product Aim44p (gene AIM44). NCBI's taxonomy places the organism in Eukaryota, Fungi, Ascomycota, Saccharomycetes, Saccharomycetales, Saccharomycetaceae. The record is from RefSeq and is a predicted model, not a curated record. The transcript has a single exon. The coding region runs from base 1 to 1806 and encodes 601 amino acids.
AUGAUCAGAACGCCCACACGUACCAAAACGCUGUCUUUCGCGGGCCCGCAGGUAGACUUUCACUUUCCCAGCCCCGAGAGUGCACCCAACGGCAGCCUCGACAACUACCACAUGUCCAACCAUCACCUCUUGAAUGACGCGGUCGCGAGAAGCCCGUCGCAGAACUCCUCGGGCACGUCCAAUGGCGUCGACAGUGCGCACUACUCGUUCGCCAACAUCUCAGACAACACGACCGGAGUCCGCAACGCAGGCAAUGGAAAACGGUCAUCGCAGGCGCCGUCAUGGUCCAGCGGGUCCGGGUCGUGCCGGCGGUACCCUGUAACGCUAGCGCCUAUAACUAAUGCCUCUGCACUAGCGCGGCCAGGCGAUUCAGGGGCUGCAGAUGUCAGGAAAAAUGACACAGCUGCGUUCCUACGCCGCAAGCGCUCCCCCGAGGACUGCGCUCUGCACUCUAUCUCCACGAGCGCCUACACGAUACCUACGGCAGACAACAUCUCAUUCCAGAUCACAUUUGGGUCCAGCGACAAGAGCCACUCGCUGGGAAGCCUUAGGAGAUCGCCCUCUUUCGGGCGUAGACUGCCCAGCCGCCGCACUGCCGGUAGUAGUAACAACGCUCCCGUAUCUGCCAGUCUGCCGGCUAGAGCCGCAUCUGUGAAAAGCACACAGUCAACACUUAAAAGGUCACAAGCAGUCCGCUGCAAAGGCGGUCUUCUGCAGUUCUUCAUGCAAGUCGGCGUGCGCGCCAAAAACAGGAUACGACGCUGGCGGCUCGCAGUGCGCAAGAAGCUCUUCACUUACAAGGCCAAAAGGCUGGCAAAAAAGAACAAAAAGCAAACUACAUCACACUUGAAGAGAGGCAACGGCUAUGUAUCCAACAUUCAGCGUUCUAUCUCGAGCGCUUCCUUACGAAACAGCCAGCGCAAAAAUUCUGACUCAGCGUCGAAAGAGACGCCCGCUACCGUCGCUCGCUCAGGGACUCUACCCAACCCUCUCGAAACACCUCCUAAAACCACCCGGAAGUCCCUACGUCGAUCCCCAUCCUCCAUCAAAAGAGCUGCAUCAAUACUGACACGCGCGAACUCGUCUGGUACCAUCACGCAGGGAACUGCGGAAAAGAACAACGCAGGAGAAAACAUUCCAAGAACCAAACUAGUGAGGUCCGGCCCUUCGCUGUCUUUGAGCUCCAUCGCUCGCCAGCCCUCCAUUGUGGUCAACAACAAGGUGAUCCCUCUAACCAGCCUCAAUGAAGACACCAAGGAUUUCACAAUUGAGGAGGAGGACGAGGACGAGUACGUGAUUGACACAGAUUGCAUGAAGAAAAGUGUCAGAGGCUACAGCCAAAGCAGUAGCGGCAGCAGCAACAGCGGGAAGUCGUCCGACGAAACGUAUCAUGAUUCCUUGGAAAACCCAACCCCUGACGAGAGCCUUCUGCCAGACGAGAAAGUGUCAAGGGCCUUGGAUGCAUGGAACCACUAUCUGCGGGCAGUAGUGGCGCAGCGUGUCCUAAUGAGGCUUCAAAUCAGAAGAUUUCAAGAAUCUGGUGGUGACCCCGAGUGCCAGGAGCUCAUCGACGCUAUCAUUUCAGAUUACGAGGAGAAUUCUUCGAGCCACUGCGACUCUGACCUAAGAAGCGAUUCUACGUCGCUGACGUCUGUGAGCGACUGCGAGGGUCGCGUUUCGAGCAGCGUCGCUUCUGAUGUAUCUGUCGGAAUCACCGGUAGCAUAUUCUCUGCAAGGCCCUUCCAGCAGACCAUGAAAAACAGCGUGAAGAGAUCUUUAACUCUGCCCGUUGGUUUCCGUGUGUAG